GUUGUAGCUAUGGCGGUCAUGGGUUCGAACCACCAGAAAGAUGAAACUUGAAUGCACUUUAACUAGGUUGGAUAAAAGUGUCUUUUUGGCUGAAACACAACCGUAAACCAGUUUUGUUACAUUUCACAUAAGAGUAGUGGGCACCAUGGAGAUUGUAAACAGACCAAAACUGAAACAAGAAUGACAAGUAGUACUGUCUAGCAUGUGAAAACACAACUCUUCUUGACAUCUCCUUGACAUGUUUAAUAAGAUGACGCAAUGAAGACGUUUGUUUGCUUCAAAUGCGUAUUACAUUAAGAUAAAUGUGCAUACCUACCUAAUUAAAAACCUUUGACAAAUGAGCUGAGCUGUCAAGACAAACAGCAGGACAAAUACUGCGUCACGAAAAGUAACUUGUAUGCUACUUUAAAUAAGACCCUAAAGCCAUAUUCUGCAACAGUUUAAAUCAGAAGUUACUUUCCAGUGUAGAGAACGAUGGGGAAGCGCUAUUACUGCGAUUAUUGUGAUCGCAGCUUUCAGGACAACAUGCACAACAGAAAGAAGCAUCUGAACGGCGUCCAACACCACCGAUCAAAAAAAGCCUGGUUUGACAACUUUAGAGAUGCUGCCACAAUUUUAAAUGAAGAGCGGGCAAAGGAACCAUGCAGAAAGUUCCUACAAACAGGAGAGUGUGUAUUUGGUACAAACUGUCGUUUUUCACACAUGUCCGAGAGGCACAUGAAGAUGUUGGAGCAAAAGAUUGAUGCUGAUAGGCGACAGAAGGAGUUUCCUAACGAAGAUGAGUCAUCCUAUAAGCGCAACAUUGAUGAAUGGCUCUCCAGAAGAAAGAAGAAACAGGCUGUGCUGACACCAGGAAGUGUUUCAAAGAUUGAAGAGGAAGAGUGCGUUGAAAACAUUGAGAUACCUCCGUAUCUUCUGUCUAUUCCAGAUCUUCCUCCAUCUCUUCAUCCUCCACCAGCUGGUGGUUGGAAAGUGACACUUCAAAAUGAUUGGGGUUAAAAUUGAAAUAUACAAAUAAUUGAAUAGUGCAGGAUACAAACCCAAUUAUUAUGCUAUUUUGCAGGCCUAUUUUAUACAUUUAAUAUUAUUAGAAUUUUUCAAAAUUGUUUUGUAAUACUUUUAAUAGCAUAAUGUGGACUUGCAUGAUGGUAUUUUUCUUUUUGUAAAGAAGUUCUGAAAGUAUAAUGGCUUCAUAUGAAGUUUGUCAAGAAGUUUUAACUUUAUGUUGAAUAUGGAGAGAGAUAAAUUGUUUUUGUCUA
Molecule: messenger RNA, 1259 nt
Organism: Paramisgurnus dabryanus
Lineage: Eukaryota; Metazoa; Chordata; Actinopteri; Cypriniformes; Cobitidae
Source: RefSeq, a predicted model, not a curated record